Coffea eugenioides is the source of this 1406-nucleotide messenger RNA. Its product is annotated as GDSL esterase/lipase At3g26430-like. Lineage: Eukaryota; Viridiplantae; Streptophyta; Magnoliopsida; Gentianales; Rubiaceae. The record is from RefSeq and is a predicted model, not a curated record. The transcript has 5 exons. Gene Ontology annotation, molecular function: hydrolase activity, acting on ester bonds. The coding region runs from base 91 to 1251 and encodes 386 amino acids.
ACCUCCUUCAACAAAACCUCUCCCGCUUCUCCGGCCUUUACCAUUGCUUUUCACUAGAAAUAUUCCGAGAUCUUGACCGGAAAAUCUCCUAUGACGCCUGAUAGCCAGAGAAAAAUUUUUCUUGCCGCAUUGUUGUUACUUUUAGUGAAUCUACUUUCAGUGUCAGCGAGAAGCAAGACGCCUUGUGAAUUUCCGGCUAUAUUUAACUUCGGCGACUCGAAUUCCGACACCGGCGGAUUAUCUGCAGCAUUUGGGCAGGCGGGGCCACCCCACGGGGAGUCCUUCUUCCAUGGCCCCGCUGGACGAUACUGUGAUGGCCGUCUAAUUAUUGAUUUUAUAGCUGAGAGCUUGGGAUUGCCUUAUCUCUGCGCUUUCCUUGAUGCAUUGGGUUCAAACUUCACUCAUGGGGCCAAUUUUGCAACUGCUGGAUCCACAAUUAGACCCCAGAAUACAACUCUACAGCAGAGUGGUUUCAGCCCCAUCUCCUUAAACGUACAGUUUUAUCAAUUCAAUGACUUUCAUCGCAGGUCUCAGAUUAUUCGUAGCCAAGGGGGUGUUUUUGGGGGAUUAAUGCCGAAGGCAGAAGAUUUCUCGCGAGCCUUGUAUACAUUUGACAUUGGUCAAAACGAUUUAACUUCGGGAUACUUCCUCAACAUGACGACUGAUGAAGUGAGAGCAUAUGUUCCAGAACUACUAGAUCAGUUCAAAACCAUUAUCAAGGGAAUAUAUGAUCAAGGAGGCAGAUCAUUCUGGAUUCACAAUACUGGUCCGGUUGGUUGCCUACCAUACGUCAUGGACCGUCUCCUAAUCACCGCCGCACAAGUUGACGAAACGGGAUGUGCAACUCCUUUCAACGAUGUGGCUCAAUAUUUCAACUGGAAAUUAAAGGAAGCUGUUUUCCAGCUAAGGAAGGAGCUCCCAAAAGCUGCAUUGACAUAUGUAGACAUCUAUACCUUGAAAUAUGAUCUCAUCAGCCACGCCAGGAAGCAUGGUUUUGAACACCCUUUAAGAGCCUGUUGCGGACAUGGGGGAAAAUACAACUUCAAUGCGCAUUUCGGUUGCGGAAGCAAAAUUAAGGUAAAGGGCAAAGAGAUUAUGAUAGCAAGAUCAUGUAAAGAUCCAUCGGUGAUGAUCAAUUGGGACGGGGUGCACUAUACUCAGGCCGCUAAUAAGUGGGUUUUCGAUAGAAUUGUGGAUGGUUCGUACUCGGACCCUGUCAUUCCUUUGACAAUGGCUUGUCAUAGGCGUUAGAGACUCCAAAAAUUCUUGGGCUACUGAGAAAUGGAUAAAAAGAGGAGCAGAUGGUACUUGCUUACAAACGCUCCAACCCUCCAUUUUUUUUUUUCUUUCUGCUAUCAAUUUAUGAAUGAUUUAAGCACUCAGGUAUUAAUGAUGGCUUGAUAAGU